CUCGUAGAUUUUGGACCAUUGGAUCGGACGCACAAACCCGCACCACCCCCACCAUGACCGACGCGCCCACCAGCUCCGGCGACUCGGCGCCGCCGCCCCCACCGCCAGCGCAGCCGGAGAGCGGCUCCAUCUCCUCCAUGGUCGCCUCCUCUGCCUCCUCCGCUGCAGCCGCAGUCGUGGACUUCACCCGCUGGGCCGAGACCUUCGGCACCGAGAAGGCCGACGCCGCCAAGGCUGCCCUAGGCGCCGCCACCACCUUAGCCACCUCAUCUGCCUCCGCGGCGGCUUCUGCUUCUUCCACGGCCGCGUUCUCCGCCUACGCGGCCGCGUCCGACCUCACCCUUGUCGCGAAGGAGGAGUUGGAAUGGGUAAAGAAGGAGUACUCCGCUCAUGAGCAGAUGGUGUUUGGCAAGAUCAAAGAGGGUGUCAUCAUGGCGAUAACUGAUCCAGGCAUUGCUGUAGGCUCCGCGACCCUUGCAGGGAUUGUGCUAUUCAAAAGGCCAAGGAGCUACUUAAUCCAACGAGUGCGACGCAUGUUUGUAAGCAAGGAGACCCUACUUUCUGGGAUUCAAGCAGAAGUGAAUCACAUGCGGCAAACUGUCAAUCUUGUGUCCAAUGAAAGCCAAAAACUGAUGGAUAGAGCAGCAACUGCAGAAAAGAGAUUUCAGAAAGGAUGGAAUACACUCAGGGAAGAAGGGCGUACCAUUCAACAUGAGUUGAACCAGAUUAGUGAUAUUGAAAAACAAGCAGUAGGUCUCAAGGGCAUUCUUGAUCAGCUUCCCAGAGCGCAUGCAUCUGAAUUUCGAUCGGAGAUAUCUGGCUUAGCUUCUCAGGUUAAGAAGGAGAAGCGAGUGCUUAACUUAGCGCUGUCGAAGAUCGUGAAUUACGGUGUCCCUAUCUGAGUGCCGCUCCAGUUUGUUCGGAGGAACCAUUUUAUCUAUUUUUUGUGAAGGAAGAGAAGUUCCAUGUCGAUUACCCACAUCGUUUUGGAAGAAGGGGAAAACAAUAAGUUUUGUCACUCUCGCAGGCCUGUAAAUGUGUGCUGCUGCCUGAUGAUGCAGAAGCAGCAGCGUUCAUUGAAAUGUUAGUGACAGAUGAAUGUUUCUUUGUCCGGUGAUGUGAAAUCAAUCCUUACUUGCAACCAA
Molecule: messenger RNA, 1145 nt
Organism: Phragmites australis (common reed)
Lineage: Eukaryota; Viridiplantae; Streptophyta; Magnoliopsida; Poales; Poaceae
Exons: 9
Coding region: 54-902 (282 amino acids)
Source: RefSeq, a predicted model, not a curated record